Molecule: messenger RNA, 1393 nt
Organism: Hypomesus transpacificus
Lineage: Eukaryota; Metazoa; Chordata; Actinopteri; Osmeriformes; Osmeridae
Gene: sco2
Product: protein SCO2 homolog, mitochondrial
Exons: 2
Coding region: 90-1061 (323 amino acids)
Biological process (GO): mitochondrial respiratory chain complex IV assembly
Source: RefSeq, a predicted model, not a curated record
GUCCUGUUUCUUCGGUUGCAAAACGAAACCACAUGAUUCCAUGAGUAGGUUGCAUUGGAAGGUCGAUUUGCCGAUUCUGAAUUGGAAGGAUGCUUUACUUGGAGAGGAGGGUACUCGGGCUAGCAACCUGUGAGCUCCAUACUGGAAAGCUAUUGAAGUACACCUUGAAGCCUGAUUCCCAUCACACCUUUAACUCCUUCCUUCUCCAAAGGGCAUGGCUUUCGUCACAGCCUCAGCCCAGUGGACGUCUCCCUUGUCAUUCCCUUGACCAGAGAGCAGCAGGGUUGUAUGGGAUCCACGCACAGCCCACACAAGCCGGUCCCCAUCACCGCCCCCCAACCCUCCCACUCCUGACCCACAGGGUCCUCCUCUCCCAGGCCCCCUCCCCCAAACCCAACCCCUCCGAGUCUGCCGCCAACAUCAAGCUGCGGACCCGUCUGCUGGUGACCCUGCUGUUUGGCGGCGGGCUGCUGGGAACCUGGUGGUACGCCCACUCGGAGAAGGAGCAGAGACGGCGGACGCAACGCAUGGAGCAGCUGAGGCAGGUGGCUCUGGGCCACGGGGACUUCCACCUCCUGGACCACAGGGGGCAGCGGAGGACCAAGAAAGACUUCCUGGGGAGCUGGGUGCUGCUGUACUUUGGCUUCACCCACUGCCCGGACAUCUGCCCCGAGGAGCUGGACAAGCUGAGCGCCGUGGUCACGGCCCUGGACCAGGACCCCGCCCUGCCGCCCGUCCAGCCCCUCUUUGUCACCGUGGACCCCGAGAGGGACGACGUGGCGGCGCUGGCUCGGUACGUCGGGGACUUCCACCCGCGCGUGAUCGGCCUGACGGGCACCACGGAGGAGGUGAGGCAGGCGGGGAGGGACUACCGCGUGUACGCCAGCCUGGGGCCCAAGGACGAGGACGGGGACUACAUCGUGGACCACACCAUUCUCAUCUACCUGGUGGACCCCGACGGCCUGUUCCUGGACUACUACAACCGGAUGAAGAGCGACGGCCAGAUCGCCGACAGCAUCAGGAAGCACAUGAAAGCGUAUGUGAAGUUACUGCCUGAGUGAAUGGUCGGCUGCUCAAGGUCGGGACUGAAUAGCUGGGGAUUCCUGGACGAUCUCGAUUCUGCACCUCCUAUUUAAGACCUGGGCUUUUGACACUCAAUAGUGACACCUUUGGAUGGAGUGCCAGCCUGGGCAUCAUAUGGUUACAGGAAGAAGACCGCGGUGAAUGAUUUGAUUGCAGUGUGGAUUCAUGUGUGGAUACAGAAUUGCUGUAUGUCUGAUAGAAUGGAGAGCAGUCCGUCAGACUUCUUGUCUUUUUACCGCCAAUGACUCAUUGUUGUCAUUGCUAAAUGCCUCUGUACACUUCAUACAUCUGUAUAAAUGUUCCGAAAAUG